UAGAAAGGGCCGGGCCGGGCCGGGGGCGCAGCGGCUGAGCCCGGAGCGCAGGGCCCACGCUGCCGGCAUGGCUCUGGAUUUCCUGGCGGGAUGCGUCGGCGGUGCUGCUGGUGUGCUGGUGGGACACCCCUUUGACACUGUGAAGGUCCGUCUGCAAGUUCAAAAUGUAGAGAAACCUCUCUACCGUGGGACUUUCCAUUGCUUUCAAUCCAUCAUAAAGCAAGAAUCUGCUUUUGGACUCUAUAAAGGUAUUGGGUCACCAAUGAUGGGACUGACGUUCAUUAACGCUCUGGUGUUCGGUGUGCAAGGAAACACCCUCCGUGCUCUGGGCAAAGACACUCCUCUGAACCAGUUCAUUGCAGGCUCAGCAGCAGGGGCCAUCCAGUGUGUCAUCUGCUGCCCCAUGGAGCUGGCCAAGACAAGGAUGCAGCUUCAAGGAACGGGAGAAUACAAACUGAAAACGAAGAACUACAAAAAUUCUCUGGACUGUUUGAUCAAAAUCUACCAGAAGGAAGGGCUGAGGGGCAUCAACAGGGGCAUGGUCUCUACCUUCAUCCGAGAAACUCCAAGCUUUGGCUUUUACUUCCUCACCUAUGACUGCAUGACUCGGUACCUGGGCUGUGAGGCUGAGGACAGCUAUGUUAUCCCCAAGCUGCUGUUUUCUGGGGGGAUGUCAGGAAUCGUGUCCUGGCUCUCCACGUACCCCAUGGACGUGAUCAAGUCGCGGCUGCAGGCCGACGGCGUCGGGGGCGUCACGCAGUACAGCGGCAUCCUGGACUGCAUCCGCAAGAGCUACCACGAGGAGGGCUGGAGGGUGUUCACCAGGGGCCUCACCUCCACGCUGCUCCGGGCUUUUCCCGUCAAUGCAGCCACCUUUGCCACUGUCACUGUGUUCCUGAUGUACAUGAAGUCAGAGGACAACCUUCCCGAAUGUGAGCCGGCUCCGGUGAUCCCUCAGCCUUCCAGUCUGUGAAACUUCUCUCCUUGUUCUCCCCAUCCAAAGCCCAGCUGGUUGGGUUUUGUGAAACAUGAACACUCAGCCCACGCAGGUAGUGUAGAUUUAUGCUAUCUAUAAAGAAUUCCUAAAUGUAUCAAAUUGGGAUUUCAUCUCACUACUUGUAUAAGCAGUGUCUUGCCUUAUUCAAGAUUCCACAUCUAGUAGUAUUCAAGUAAGAGGGGGACCUGCCCUUAGAACGAUUCUGUGUAGCUCCAGAAGAGGCUCUGGAGAGUGUUCUAGCACCAGAAAUCGAGUUUUCUUUCACUCAGGUUCUGAAUGACCAAGUUGAGUUGAAUGCAGAAAUGCUUUCAUGAAAGAAAUACUCAUUUUGUAUGUGACAGGAGCCAGUGUACUCCUCUAAGGUGAAGAAGGGGAAGAAGUUUGGUGGUGGAGGCAUUUUGCAGGUAACCCUGAACUGUAAAGGCAUGGACUAGCAUUCAGCUAGUCCUGUGUUUUAGUUUUCCUUUGCUUUUAUAUGUCAAUGGUUUUAGUAGCAACUUUGUUCAUACUGAUUUGUAAAAAACAAACAAACAAAAAAAUUUGUACCUUAGUUACUCCCUGACCUUUCAGCUUUGAAUAAAUAUCUUAAGCACAAAGUUAGCGUCUGCACUCAAAUGCACUUGUUCCUCAAAUCUCAAGGCUUGUAAGGAUUUAGGGAAACUCAAAUGUAGUAGGACUGGUGUCGUUUGCCCUCACCUCUCUCUCAUUUGGUGGGUGCACGGACUGCAUUGAGUGCUUCAGUCCAGUGGACUUUGUUCUCUGAAGUUAAUGCAACUUUGCACCACUUCUCCCAACAUGCCCCAUAGCAGCCAGUGAUGUACAGAAGUCAAAGUCCUGCCUGUGGUAUUGCACAAAAUGUUUGUGGGUGCAAUGUUAGCUUAGCAGCCUGAAGUAUCUUAGAAAUAUGUAAAAUAUCUAGGAUUGGAGGUUUCAUACCUUUCCAGAAAACAGGGGUGUAAGUGUCUGAAAUGCCCACUGUUCAAUACACUUGCAUUAUGAAUUUAAACAAUACUGAUUUUUAUGUAGUUAGUUACAGUGCUACUGGAAAGAAGUCUGAAAAGGGUCUUAGAGAAUUUUCCUGUUACAUUAAUCUGCUGUAUUUUUUUUUACCAGUCUGUUCAAGAAGAAUUGAAUUAGCCAAAGAGCUACAAUGAGUUAUUUAAGAUUUGAGCUAAAAGCUACGCAUAUUUGGCACAAAGAGCCAGGAGGAAGGACUGUAUGUGUGUGAGCAAUGUUUUCAAACAUAUCAAACUAGUUCAGUAAGUACAACGUGUUACACUUUUGGUUGGGACAAGUGCAAUAUGUGUUUAAUAUAUAUGAAUUUUCUAAAGAAGCAUUGUUUCAUAGCAUUUUGCACUGUAACAAAAUAUGCUGGAGAAACCUGUACAAUUGGUAUGUCUUUUUAUACCUUGAAGGUAUGGUGGAUGUUUUAGUGCCUACUUGCACUGAGAUUCAAAUUGAAUGUUAAAUCUGUCUACUAAGCUGCAUAUGCACAACAAAUCACAGUGAAGACCAUUUACACCUUUGUACAGAAGUAUGUCAAUUCUUGUAUAUAUAUAUAUAUAUUGAGGGAAUAAAUUUUUUUAAAAUUUU
Molecule: messenger RNA, 2590 nt
Organism: Melospiza melodia melodia
Lineage: Eukaryota; Metazoa; Chordata; Aves; Passeriformes; Passerellidae
Gene: SLC25A29
Product: solute carrier family 25 member 29
Exons: 4
Coding region: 68-973 (301 amino acids)
Biological process (GO): mitochondrial L-ornithine transmembrane transport
Cellular component (GO): mitochondrion
Molecular function (GO): high-affinity L-arginine transmembrane transporter activity
Source: RefSeq, a predicted model, not a curated record